Musa acuminata subsp. malaccensis (wild Malaysian banana) is the source of this 882-nucleotide messenger RNA. Lineage: Eukaryota; Viridiplantae; Streptophyta; Magnoliopsida; Zingiberales; Musaceae. The record is from RefSeq and is a predicted model, not a curated record.
AUGAUAUCCCUCUCCUUAUUUAUGUGUGGUUCGCGACGACGGGAGGGAGCAGGGAAGCGAGACACAGAGAGUGGGUGGGAGAAGGACAUGGAGGGAAUGUACCCAUUGGGAGUCAUCGCUGCUUCGAUCCUAGCGUUUCUCCUCCUCCUCGGGAUCCAUGGACGUUGGGGGAAGGGCCGGAAGGCCGCUGGAAAGCGCGAUUCCGGCAGGGUAGCCGCCGGGUUUGGCGGGGCCGAUGUUAUCGUCGUCGGCGCCGGGGUCACCGGCUCCGCUCUUGCUUAUGCCCUCGGGAAGGAUGGUAGACGUGUGCAUGUCAUCGAGAGAGAUUUGGCUGAGCCGGACACAAUUGUUGGUGAAGUCUUGCAACCUGGAGGUUGCCUAAACUUAUUUGAGCUAGGGCUCGAGGAUUGUGUCGACGAGAUCGAUGCUCAGCGGGUCCUUGGCUAUGUUCUUACCAAAAAUGGGAGAAGCGCCAAACUCUCAAUACCUCUGGAGAAGUAUCAUGUAGAUGUUGCUGCCAGGUGCUUCCAUCAUGGGCGUUUCAUCCAAAGAUUGCGAGAGAAAGCAGCGUCCUUGUCCAGUGUUCAGUUGAAGCAGGGAGCUGUGACAUCCUUGAUUAAAGAAGACGGAAUAGUUAAGGGGGUAGUUUACAAGACUAAAUCUGGUAAAGAAUCGAAAGCUUUUGCACCUCUUACAAUUGUUUGUGAUGGCUACUUUUCGAAUCUGAGGCAUACACUCUGUUCCUCCAAGGUGGAUGUACCUUCUUAUUUUGUUGGUUUGCUUCUGGAGGACUGUCAACUUCCAUUUCCAAACUAUGGGCAUAUUAUCUUAGCGGAUCCUUCAAUAGUAUUGUUCUACUUGAUAAGUAGCACGGAGACUCGC